Molecule: messenger RNA, 2021 nt
Organism: Marchantia polymorpha subsp. ruderalis
Lineage: Eukaryota; Viridiplantae; Streptophyta; Marchantiopsida; Marchantiales; Marchantiaceae
Source: the annotation of a GenBank genome assembly
UCUCACUCCCUUCCGACUUUGCGUAGCCUAUUAUCGAGCUUGUGCAGCAGGACUCCAUCACUUUCAUCCCGACUUGAAUUUCGUCACCGAGGGUUGAUAGACAAUUUCCCCAGGUUUUUCCUACCAUCGAAACUUUGAGCUGUUCAGAGGGAGAUCAUAUUACAGACAGCGAGAGGAGUUUGCAUUCGAGCCUUUCAUGGUUGCUUGAAGCCGAGGAGUGUCACAAGUUUUGAACGAGUAACUGGGAACAUCAGAAUGGCUCAGGCUACCACUUUUACCUCCCCGGAUUUCGUGCAGCAGCCGGAGGAUACCCCCAUGAGCACAUCCGAGCAACCUCAAGUCUCCGAAGAGAGGAAGUCGAUGUUUGGAAAGCUCAAGGACAAGACGAAGACGAAGAAGAACAAGUUGAAGAACAAACUGAAGCCUGGGUCAGGAGGCGACGUGGUGGAUGAUAGCAGCAGUAGCAGCAGUAGCGAUGAUGAAGCUGACGCUCCAACUAACAAUGCGUUCUCUGGAAUGACUCAACCUGAAUACGAACGGAAGUUGGACGCUGGGCAAGUGCCAGCUACAAUAAAUGAUGAUGACAGCCUAUUCGGAAGGUCGUCUGAUAAAAGCGGGGGGCUUGAAGCUGAAGAUUUUAACCAGAGAACUCCUGCAGAGUUUCCGAAGUCACAUGGGCAAGACGACUCAGCCCUUUCGGAGCAGUUCCAGGGGCUGUCUACGAGCGACAAGCCCUCAUCUCAAAUGAAUGUCCAGUCAGACUCCACAUUGCCAAGUGAAAAGUUCGGCGAAGACAGUUCCCUGGACGGAGGAUUGGGAAGCAAAAUUGAUAGGGAUUCCUUCUCGGAGGAGAAGCCAAGCGAGGGAAGGGCGACCGAUGACAUUCUGAGCAAAGCUGGCGAUCCCUCAGCUAACGAUCUGACAACCGAGCAUCAAAAGCCCGAUCCCGAGGGUCUUCUGAGAGGAGAGAAAUCCGCCGAGCCUGCCAAGUCGUGGGGUCAGUGGGUAGGCGAGAAAGUAGGUCUUGCUAAGGACACGGUAGCCGCCAAGUCACCAUCCACCACUACCACGUCAUCGUCCACGGAUGAGAAGCCCAUUACGGAGAAGGCAUAUGAGACGGUGUUGGGAGCCAAGGACGCUGUGGUGGGCAAGACGAACGAAGCGGCCGACACUACCAUGGACUCGAUCCAUCAAAACAAAGAAGCUGCUGCCACUACCGACCCCGCCAAGCAAACUUACACCCAAAAGUUCACGGGAGCGAUCUACGGAGCCAAAGACUCUCUCCUGUCCUCCACGCACCCCGGCGACGACGACAAGGCUCUCUCGCAAAAAGUGACAGAGACGGUGAGUAAUCUUCCGGGAACUAUCAAAUCCAGUCUGGGAUUCGGAGCAAGUAAAGCUUCUACCGGUGGUGCCUCGUCGCCUACUACCACCCCAGCUUUGGGUACAUCCUCGGACGUCCCGAGUGCCGCAGUCACAGACGAGUCGACUGGAGCUCCCGCACAGAGUCCCGGAAUUGUUAGCAGAAUUACCGACUCUGUUUCUUCUCUGUGGGGUAAGAAGCAGCCCACGGAUACUCCGACCACCACACCUGCAGCUAGUCUUGACAGUGCGCCCUCUUCAGGACUGCCAACAUCUGAAACGGCGCCAACAACUGAAUUUGACUCCAGAGCAUCAUAGAUGGUUUUCGGAUAUAAUGACUGAGACUAUCUUCUUCACUUCAUAGCGAGAAUAAUACGGAUAUUAUCGCGCGGACGGAGCAUGCUGACAGACGAAGCUGUUUCUUGCCUGUGAAACUGUGGGAAUAUGGAAGAUAUGUUUUAAUGUGUAGUUUAGUGGGCAGGGAAGUGUGCAAAUUUAUUAGUUUACAUAUCUGUUAGUCCUAUCUUGGGCGAGAUAUUCCAAUGUUGGCCGCGAGAGAAAGAGAUAUUUGUACUGAUGAGAAGUUCUCAAUGUAUAGGGAUUUUUGUAAUUAUAUAUAAAACUUUUAUUUAAUCGAGAGAAUAUGGUACUUCGAUCUU